This is a messenger RNA of Lasiodiplodia theobromae, 1974 nucleotides long. RefSeq names its product ATPAse AAA+ type core protein. The transcript has 2 exons. Gene Ontology annotation, cellular component: nucleus. Lineage: Eukaryota; Fungi; Ascomycota; Dothideomycetes; Botryosphaeriales; Botryosphaeriaceae. Gene Ontology annotation, molecular function: ATP hydrolysis activity; DNA replication origin binding. The record is from RefSeq and is a predicted model, not a curated record. Gene Ontology annotation, biological process: cell division; DNA replication initiation; mitotic DNA replication checkpoint signaling. The coding region runs from base 1 to 1974 and encodes 657 amino acids.
AUGGCGGCUUCGGUCCUUGGAAAGCGCACCAGGAGUGCAGUCCCCUCUGCAGCCAACAAAGAUUCGAAAACCACGACGCGAUGCACCAGAAACAGCCAAUUUGUAGUGCUGGACAACAGCGAAAAGGAAAAUCCCUUCGUCACCCCGAAGAAGCCGCGCACCCCGAAAAAUGUCGAUUUGGGAGCCGACGAACUCGCCGAUGAGGACCUGCCCGCUAAGCGCAUGAGAGGAAGUCCUACGGUCCCGGCGAAACAUGGCGCGAUGCAGGGCAGGGUCGCGCUGUCUCCGGCAAAGAUCAAUUCGCACUUCAAGACUGCCAAAGUCAACGUGAGCACGGACGCGAAGACUUCGCAUGACGCGACUCCUUCCACGCCUCGGCACCGCGACGCGUGCGCGAAUAAAGUCGCAGUGACCCCCCGUCACCGCGUGUCGGUCUCGAGCAAACCUCUAACGCCGCGCACUCCCCGCACGCCGACGACGCCGCGGGCCUCUGCCACGACCAUCUACAACGACGCGCGCCAACUCUUCAUCCGUGGUUCUCAGCCGGGCCAAUUGAUCGGUCGCGAAGAAGAAAGAGACGAAUUGCAGCAAUUCGUGUCUUCACGCGUCGGUCCCAGAAAGUCCGGAUGCCUGUACAUAUCCGGCCCUCCCGGCACCGGAAAGAGCGCCCUGGUCAGCGAGGUUUGCCAAGAGCUUGAUGACGCCACGGUAAAGAGGGCGUACAUCAAUUGCAUGAGCGCAAAGAGCGCGAGCGAGCUCUACGUCAAGCUUUUGGAGGAAAUCGGCGAGGCGGAUGAUGUCUUGGAGGGCACAGAACAGGAGACUCUACGAAAGAUCAUGUUCAGGCGUGAGGUAUCUUAUGUGGUCACCUUGGACGAGGUUGACUACCUGCUCGAGCUGGAUCUCGAGUUGCUCUACAACAUCUUCGAGUGGGCCAUGCGGCCAAAAUCGAGCCUCAUCCUUCUGGGCAUCGCGAACGCUCUAGAUUUUACCGAUCGCUUCCUCCCUAGGCUAAAGUCUCGCGGCCUGAAGCCUCAGCUUCUUCCCUUCAUGCCAUACACGGCCUCCCAGGUUGCUGCAGUCAUCAACUCGAAGCUCAAGGGCCUCCUUCCCACCGACACCACCGCUUCGGCCGACUUUAUACCGUUCCUCCACCCGACGGCAAUCCAGUUUCUCGCCAAGAAGGUUGCUGCUCAGACGGGGGAUCUCCGCAAAGCGUUCGACAUUUGUAGAAGGGCCAUUGAUAUGAUUGAGUCGGAUACACGUGAGCAGCACGCGAGGAAGUCGGCGGAGGAGAGUUCGGAUCCAGUUGCUACGCCGUCCAAGACCAUUCUCAUUGAGAACAUGAACCUCUCUUCGCCUGCUCGGACGCCCACGAAGACUUCUCGGCAUUCAGCUGUGGCAUCCUCCCUUUCAAAAUUAAGGGUGGAAACAGCCCCCCGCGCGACGAUUGCUCACAUGGCACGCGUUACUGCCGCUGUCUUUAGCAACGGAACCACUCAACGCCUUAAGAACCUCAACUUACAACAAAAGGCCGUUCUCUGCGCACUUUCGGCUCUCGAGAAGAAGCUUCGUGAUGGCGCCGCCAUGGUGCCUCCUUCUACGCCGUCACGGCACCAAUCUGCGGCUGUAGCUGCGCCCACGAUUAAGGCUUUGUACGACGCUUACGCUAGUCUUUGCAAGCGGGACAAUGUUCUGCACCCUCUUACCAGCACCGAGUUCCGCGAUGUAGUUGCCAGCCUGGAGACUUUGUCGUUGAUCUCCGCGCUUGAGGGAAAUGGCAAAAGUGGCAGCUUCUCUGUCCCAUCAACGCCGAGCAAGCGAGGUGGCCGCGGUGGUGGGGGCUUCAGCGCGGGCCUUGUGGAGGAGAAGCGGGUUUCGAGCAGUGUCGGCUUGAAGGAGUUGAGCGGCGCGCUGGAUGGUCCCGGUAGCGGUGUACUAAGGGGCUUGCUCAACGGAGAAGAUGUUGCUUGA